CUCAUGCAAUCGAAAUGUCAACUAUUUCACAUUAACUGUAACAUAGUUUUAAUAUAUGAAAACGGUAUUUUAAGGAUAUUUAAGUUAUAAAAGCGGAUUACAGUGCAGUUCAUAGAUUAAAACCCGCUACUAACACAUGCUACUGGGGGAUAAACAUAUUAAAUCUUGAUGUUUUUGACCAUCUAAAGUGGCACACUGGUGAUAUCAGCUGUACAGUAUAAUUGUUUUCUUGAAGAAUUAGAGUAUGGAUCAUCGCUGCUACUGUUGUGCAUCAAAAUUCACUCUCUUCAGGAAAGAGUUGGGAUGUAAAAACUGUGGCCAUUCUUUCUGCUCUGGGUGUCUGACAUACACUGCUGUGGUGCCAAAAUAUGGAAACAGUCAGCAGAAAGUGUGUAAACAAUGUCAUGGGAACUUAACAAGUACAGGCAACCAGAAUGAUGCUGGCAGAUGGUCCCCACCAGAAAACUAUAAAAAGCGCGUUGCUGCUCUUGAAGCCAAACAAGCUCAACAGAAUCAGCCUCCAAAACCUGGAGGUGGUAAAAUCAGUUCUGUGGGUCGCAUUCCAACCAGAGGUCUCAGUAAAGAGGACCAGGUCAUCGCAGAAAGACUGCAGAAGCUGAAAGAGGAAACCAAGCCAAAGUCCAUACCAUCAGAGAAAGAGCUGGAGUCUCGUCUAGCUGCGUUAAAGGCGCCGGUUAAGCCGGUACCAUCGGCUAAAGACAUGGAGGAGCGUUUGGCUGCCUUACAGGGGGUACUCCCGCCCUCUCAAGCCCCACGUCCAGUUCAUCAGCCGCCCGACAGCAGAACUCAAACCGAACAGACCAAUGAUUUAAUCACACAGAUGACAGAGGAAGUUGCUAUUGACAACCAGCAUCCAUCUGCGGACGACAUGCCACUAAAUGAUCUCAAUAAGCUAGAGGGCAGGAACUUCAAUGAGAAUCUAGAUGACACAGAGCUGUCAAUCAAACAGCUGCAGGCGGAGAAGACCCAUGUGCUUGAGGAAGCCAUGCAGGAACUGCAAAAAGACCAACAGAACCAGGAGCAGAUGCUGCAGAUAGCCAAGAGACUGGCACUGCUGCAGGGACGAGACCCAGAGCAGGUCAGACUGUUAGAUUUCCAACAACCUGACAGUGAUGAAGAGAAUGAAGAAGAGGCCAUCAACAGAGUUUUGAAAAAGUUAUCUGAGGAGGCGGCUCUAGAUGAGGCCAGCGGCUACAACAUCCCACCUGAGCUCAGGGGACCAAUGAACAGAGAGAAGGACUCGCCCAACAGGAAACUGUCAUCUACAUCAAAGCCUCCAGCUGCUGUUUCUCAGUCCCGCCGCUUUAAUGACGAUGAUGAGGGUGAUGAUGGUGACGAAGAGUUGCCGUGGUGCUGCAUCUGUAAUCAGGACGCCUCCGUCCGCUGUCACACGUGUGAUGGAGAUCUGUACUGCAACCGCUGCUUCAGGCAAGGUCACGACAAAUAUGACCGAAAAGAACAUCGUACUUCCACAUAUACAGCACCAAAGAAAACCAAGAAGAAAACAUGAAUCUCAAUGUGCAAUAACAUACUUAAUGUAUUAACUUAUGUGCUUUAAAAGAACUUAUGUGCUUUCUAAAAGCAGACAGAAAUUACAAGAUGUCGCCAAAAUAACGUUUGUGACGAGAAGCUCUCAAUCACAGGCGUAUUAUUACAAGAUAAAAGAUUAUUUUGUAGCCUGCUACAAAGAAACUUAAGAAUAAUAAAGAAGUGCACAAACAGCUUGUAGUAAAUGUUCUGUGUUUGGCUUUUAAGCAUCUAUGGUGAUAAAAAACUGGAUCAUUAUGACAUAAAACUUUAAUCAAAAGUAGGUCAUGUGUUUUAGAGAACUAGUCAUGAGAUUAGUCAUGUGUCAUGUGCACAGUAUCAUUCACAGCACAUUUCCUCGGAUCUCUGUCGUAGUUUAAAAAUGAUAUUUUGAGCGUUUAUGUUUAGCAUUAUAAUAGCUGAAAUGGCUCGCUCUCGUUCUCUUACGAUCACACACAAAGUUUGGGUUGAGAUUGAAAGAGGAAGCGCUGUCGUUUGUCAUGUGAUCAGUUUGUUUCAAACACGGAAAUGUGCAGCUUUCUUUUAAGAGUUAAAGUCUAACUUAUAAAGUCUCACCUGAUUUGAGCUGUUCUCGUUGGACAGUGUUUAAGACGCUCUUGAUGCAUUUGUGUAGAGGCAAAAUUGUGUGGCUAAAUAAAAUAAAUGAACAAAAAGUCAAUAAAUGUCUUUUU
Messenger RNA from Myxocyprinus asiaticus (Chinese sucker), 2240 nucleotides. It is a transcript of the gene zfyve19, whose product is annotated as zinc finger, FYVE domain containing 19. The coding region runs from base 245 to 1531 and encodes 428 amino acids. The record is from RefSeq and is a predicted model, not a curated record. Gene Ontology annotation, cellular component: cleavage furrow; centrosome; midbody. Lineage: Eukaryota; Metazoa; Chordata; Actinopteri; Cypriniformes; Catostomidae. Gene Ontology annotation, molecular function: phosphatidylinositol-3-phosphate binding; metal ion binding. Gene Ontology annotation, biological process: abscission; mitotic cytokinesis checkpoint signaling. The transcript has 11 exons.